Molecule: messenger RNA, 947 nt
Organism: Sorghum bicolor (sorghum)
Lineage: Eukaryota; Viridiplantae; Streptophyta; Magnoliopsida; Poales; Poaceae
Product: thioredoxin domain-containing protein 9 homolog
Exons: 4
Coding region: 144-779 (211 amino acids)
Biological process (GO): microtubule cytoskeleton organization
Cellular component (GO): cytoplasm
Source: RefSeq, a predicted model, not a curated record
ACGCCUAAAACAAAGCAACCGCCUCCGGCCUCCGCCCUUCCCCGCUCCUCUCCACUCUCCGGCCUCCGCUUCCCAUCCCGAUCUCAGCCUGCCGCUGGCACCCCUCCUCCCCUUCCCUCCCUCUACCCGUCGCCGCCGCUGCCAUGGACGAAGUCGUCAGCCAGAUUUUGGAGAAGCAAGUGCUGUCGGCCGCGAAGGCGGUGGAGGACAAGCUCGAUGAGGAGAUCGCCGCGCUCGACCGCCUCGAUCCGGACGACAUCGAGGCGCUCCGCGAGCGCCGGAUCCAGCAGAUGCGCCGCGCCGCCGAGCGCCGCGCCAAGUGGCGCGCGCUGGGGCACGGGGAGUACACCGAGGUCCCCGAGAAGGAGUUCUUCUCCGCCGCCAAGGCCAGCGAGCGGCUCGUCUGCCACUUCUACCGCGACAACUGGCCCUGCAAGGUUGUGGAUAAACACUUGUCAAUUCUUGCAAAACAGCAUGUAGAAACACGGUUUGUGAAAGUCCAUGCUGAGAAGGCUCCCUUCCUGACAGAGAAGCUCAGGAUAGUUGUCCUUCCGACUCUUGCUAUAGUUAAGAAUGCCAAGGUCGAGGACUAUGUGGUUGGCUUUGAUGAGCUUGGCGGCAAAGACGACUUCAGCACCGAGGAUCUGGAAGAACGGCUGGCGAAAUCCCAAGUUAUCUUCCUCGAUGGAGAAGGGUCUGCAUACGCCGCAAAGCAGGCUGCCGCCACCAAACGAAGCGUUCGGCAAUCAGACACCGGCGACUCAUCUGACUCUGAAUAGCUCCUCUGUUGGUAUUAUAUCUUAAUGGGUACACAAUACAGACGUAUGUUGGCUGAAAAAAGAGGGUGUUACUCCAGUUUUGAAAUUUGAGCUGGGAUUGACAUUAUAUAUCUCAAGAUCUUGAACCCUGAUAUAGGUUGUGGUUUGAGCUGUUGGAUUGUAUAGUUC